AUGAGACUUAGCAACUUGAUUCUGGCUGCCAGUGCCGCUGGAUUGGCCUCAGCCUACCCUCGUGGACGGGAUGUCAUCCCUAGCAAGCGGAGUGCCUUGAAAAAGCGCUCCUCUGGCUUCACCUGGGUCGGUUGUAACGAGUCUGGUGCAGAAUUCGGUACUGCCAUCCCCGGAGCUCUGGGUACGGACUACACCUGGCCCACCACAGCCAAUAUCCAGGUCCUGCGCGAUGCUGGCAUGAACAUCUUCCGAGUUCCCUUCUUGAUGGAGCGUCUGGUACCUGACAGCAUGACUGGCUCGCUGGCUACUACCUACUUCGAUGAUCUUAAGACUACUGUCGAAUUCAUCACAAACAGCGGCGCUUAUGCUGUUCUUGACCCCCACAACUACGGAAGAUACAACGGCGAUAUCAUCACCUCCACUUCCGACUUCGGAACCUUCUGGACGACUGUGGCCACCGAGUUUGCAAGCAACAAUCUGGUGAUCUUUGAUACAAACAACGAGUACCACGACAUGGACCAGUCUCUGGUUCUGGAGCUGAACCAGGCAGCUAUUGACGCUAUCCGUGCCGCUGGCGCCACUACCCAGUACAUCUUCGCCGAGGGCAAUGCUUACACCGGUGCCUGGUCAUGGACCACCUACAACGACAACAUGUCCAACUUGACCGAUACUGAGGACAAGAUCAUCUACGAGAUGCACCAGUACCUGGACUCCGACAGCUCCGGUACUUCCGAGACCUGUGUCAGCAGCACCAUUGGACAGGAACGUCUGGAGUCGGCCACUCAGUGGCUCAAGGACAACAACAAGAAGGGUUUCAUUGGCGAGUUCGCCGGUGGUGUUAACUCCGUUUGCGAGACCGCCGUUGAGGGUAUGCUCAGCUACAUGAGCGAGAACAAUGAUGUCUGGAUGGGUGCUGAGUGGUGGUCUGCUGGUCCCUGGUGGGGAACCUACAUGUACAGCUUGGAGCCAACUGAUGGUCCAGCCUACUCGACCUACCUCCCCAUUCUGGAGAAGUACUUCGUCUCCAGCUCUACUUCUACCUCUACCUCCAGCUCCUCUUCCAGCUCUUCUUCCAGCUCUUCUUCCAGCUCUACUACCUCCACUUCCACUACUACAUCCGCCUCAAAGACUACAGUCGUUGCUGUUGCUGAGACAACUACCUCUUCCGCUGCCGAGAAGACUACCUCUGUUGCUGCCGAGCCCACUACCACCCCCAACAGCCAGGUUGAGGUCCCUAGCCCCUCUGCUGACUCUGUCACCACUUCAUCUACUGCUGUCCCUGUUGCUACCUCUGAGACCACCACCUCAGUCGUCUCCAUCUCCGUCUAUGUCCCUCAGGCUACAUCUACUACCUUUGCCAUUGCUACUUCCUCCACCCAGUCCUCAUCUACUGCUGCCUCGGCCUCCGCAACCGGUGAACUUGUUGCCCACUACUACCAGUGUGGUGGUAUUAACUGGACUGGUGGUACUGUUUGCGAGGCUCCCUACAUCUGCAAGGACCAGAAUCCUUACUACUACCAGUGUGUUUAA
This is a messenger RNA of Penicillium malachiteum, 1530 nucleotides long. RefSeq names its product putative extracellular endoglucanase/cellulase (gene egl3). The coding region runs from base 1 to 1530 and encodes 509 amino acids. The record is from RefSeq and is a predicted model, not a curated record. Gene Ontology annotation, cellular component: extracellular region. NCBI's taxonomy places the organism in Eukaryota, Fungi, Ascomycota, Eurotiomycetes, Eurotiales, Aspergillaceae. Gene Ontology annotation, molecular function: cellulose binding; hydrolase activity, hydrolyzing O-glycosyl compounds. The transcript has 6 exons. Gene Ontology annotation, biological process: glucan catabolic process.